CAUGAAAAGAGGAAGACAGUUUCUCUGAGUCCUCUGCGAGGCCACUCCCAAAGGGUGGCCUCCCCUUGAGGUUAAAAGCAGAAGGAAUGACAAAGGUGUGACUGUGCCGAGAAGAGUGAUAGACAGGUAUUCAGACCUCAGCCACAGUGAGGAUUUUACCUUUCAAACCCCAGGAACAGAGCCAUCUCCAGAGGUGAGAGUCCAAAAUGAGCUCCUACUCAACUUCCAAGACCAAAGCGCUCGAUGACAGCAAGAAGAAAACCUCUCUGCUGAAGGACAACAGCUGGAUCCGAAAAACUGAUGACGAAGACGAGCCCGUCGACCGAGACCCAAACUUUGGUAAAAGUGUCCUGAGUCGAGUGAAUAACACUGAUACCACUGAUAGUACCCCAGAACCCAAGUCAACAAGAACAACUAAAACAAGCUCAUCCUCAUCUGUCCAAGCUCUCUCCAAGAGGUUCAGUGGAAGCACAGAUGACCUGAAAACCAUGAAACCGUCUUACUACUCAAAAAGAACUUCCGGUGCGAAGACAGAAACGUCCAGCACCACUAAAAGCACAAAGGUGACUAAGGACGGGACAACUGAGGCCACCGUCACUACCACCCAAAGUGUCAAGUCUCCUGUGACCAAAACACCCAAUAAAACUGAGACGUUCAUGGAGCGUGUCAAAUCCUCAAGCAAAGAUUCACAGUACUCAAGCUACUCGCCUACCAAGACAACAAAACCGACUAUUCCCACCACUAAGGGAGCGGAAGACCAACUUUACAACUCACUGACCCAAUCACCUUUGAAGGACGACUCCCCAACUAAAGACAGCAAAACAACUGUGACCACAACUGAGACUGUGACGGUGAAAAGUAGCAGUGAUGCAAUGGCUGAAGACAAGUUGUACGACUCCCUCCUGCCUGAUCCGAUCAAAUCUCCCGACAGCAGCACAACCAGCACAAAGACAAAGACAAAGACAAAGACAAAGAAAGUGGACAGCAGCAGUGAGACUGUGACGGCGAAAAGCAGCAGCGAUGCGAUUGCUGAGGACAAACUCUAUGACACUCUGAUUCCCAGUGCUAUCAAGGAUGGAGACAGUAAAAAAACAACUGUGUCCAGCAGUGAGCCUGUGACGGUGAAGAGCUCCAACACUGUAGAUGACCCCAAAACAACACCAACAAAAACAGUCACUGUAAAGUCCUCCUCAACGCCCGCGGAUGACCUCUAUGACACCCUCCUGCCGAAAGCCAUCACAUCUCCUGUCAGUUCAAGCAAAACGGUGAAGGACAUUAUCACAGUCAACACCAAAAAAGAAGACGAAACCCCAUCAACACCGUCAUCCACACGCAGCGUCAGCUACAGCUCAAACAUUGACGAUACUCCCUACUCUCCCACCAGCUCGUACAGCGACUAUAAAUCCUACUCCUACUCCAGACCAGACUCCAGCUAUGAGUACAGCAGCCUCAACAGCCCCUCGCUCUACAGCUCCACAUCAUACAAGAGCAGCAGCUCUCACAGCUUGUCAGAUGACAUCCUGUCAGAUCCGAUCUACUCCAAGUCUUCCACGAAGAGUGUUUAUCAGUCCCCUGACAGGCCUGUGCUGGAGAAGGACCUGUGCACCACCUGCCGAAAGCCCUUCACUGGAGACGCCAAGAUGGUCCUGGACGACAUGAAGAUCAACUGCCACGCCACCUGCUUCAAAUGUGAUGUCUGCAACGGCUCUCUGGGCUACAUGAAAGCCGGGGACAGCAUGUGGAUCUACAAGCGCAAGGUGCACUGCGAAAACUGCUUCGAGAACACCAGAGAAAAAUGGCACCGCUGAAGAAGCUCCUCACAGAUUAUUGCAUUCUGAUGGUGUGGGUGAUGAGGGUCGUACUAAGACGUUUUAAGUGGGUGCUUUAAAAAAAAAAAAAAUCACAGUUACAUAAUGUAAAUUACAUUUUCAUGUGACUCUACAGACCACACAUGGCAUGAAAUCUACUAGUACAUCUGUCUCUACCUCUACACUGUAUAUCUCUUUCUAUACUCUCUUUAAUGUGUCACUUCUUGGGGGACUCUUGUGAGUAACAUGACAGGAUAUUCUACAAUAAUGAGGGCCGGGGGCUUUUUCUUUGUGCAAUAAGGGCAAAUAAUAAAAAAAAAACUUCGUUAUUUACAUUUUUUCUUGAAAGUCUUUGUUCUUUGAGUCUACGUUUACUGCUAAAUUAUUACGUGAUGAUACAGAACAAAAAAAAAAGAUGAUAAAAGAAAGACUUGUACUUAAAUAAAAUUUUAAAUUACUGAAGACUGUGUUUUUUUGUUUUGUUUUUUGUUUUAAACCGGAUGCUAAAAUCUCAAGUAAAAGGUCAGGCUGUCUAUUGUUAGAGGGGAAUUGAAGAAUAUCUGUUUGCAAUUCCCUAUUCAAGGGUGUCUUUGCCUUUGUAAAACCUGCAACUGAACAAAUAAAGUUAAUGCAACAAUGUAUGUUAAAUGUAUCUUUCAAAUGAUUAGAGCACUCUGCAAUGUUGUUUUUGUAUUUUUUUAAUUGCAAUUGAAUAUAUUACAUAGAGGAACAGCAAACAGCAUUUGAUCAGCACUGUGUGUACUGCUAAUUGAAAGACAGUCCUAAAGAGCAAUAAAGUCACAAUACUUGGUAUGUCUGUAAAAUACCUGGAGUGCAUUACUUGUUUUUUAUUAACUUUGUCAAUAUCAGAAUUUAAAAU
Molecule: messenger RNA, 2688 nt
Organism: Poecilia latipinna (sailfin molly)
Lineage: Eukaryota; Metazoa; Chordata; Actinopteri; Cyprinodontiformes; Poeciliidae
Gene: scel
Product: sciellin
Exons: 28
Coding region: 207-1808 (533 amino acids)
Source: RefSeq, a predicted model, not a curated record